AUUUGAGUAAUAAGCUUUUGAAUAAUAAUGAAUGUGUCGCCUUUACGGGCACUGCUUAAACAGACAAACUGUCUUUUAUUUCGCGCUCACGUCUAUCAAUCUUAAGUUAAAAUCAUGUUACAACAAAACCGGGAUGUUAUUCAUCGUCUGGUACUGUUGCUCCUAUUAAUCAUGCUUACUGCGUUAAUUACAAGCCCUUCAGACUUUUCUAGUCCACGAAGCUAGUAAUUUAACCGAUUCUACGUUUUCAGUAAAAAUAAGACGGCAAAUGUUUAUGUACUUGCUAAGUUAAGAAGCAUCUACUCUAUGUUUAAACUGUGGAUGAGGGUUAUUAAUUAUUUAGCCUUCUUACUAUAUUUGACAUGUGACAUCAAUAUUCAUUCAAAUGUGCUAACAGCUAACAUCGGCACUCUCCUAGACCUGUACGGGGUGGAAAAAGGUCUGGACCACUUCAGAUCCUCACAAGAGCUGACUUUCGACGAGUUCCGCUACUACCUCCAGCACGAAGUCUUCAGCUCCUUGCCGAAGACCACCACUCUUCCCAUUGUCAGGGAAUAUGAAAAGAAAAUUAGUGAGGUAUGUUGGUUGGUGUGCCGCAAGAGUCUACUCUCCCGUGACAAAGGAGUUUUUAGUGAUGACUCCGUACUGAAACUCUUCAGAAUAUUCUGUCUUCUCGGAGACCUGGUGCAAGACGCUGAUGACUCCAAUCACUAUGUGGUGGUACUCCAACCAUCAGAGGCUGGUAUAGUAGCCGAGCAGCUAGUCCACUGCCUCGGCCUCCGCUGGGACGCUGCCGACUGGGAGGCUCUAGGAUCCUCCAUAGGCCAUUUCAAGUGGGCAGCAUUCCUAGCUGUAUUAGAGGCCAAGUACUGUGGAGACCAGCAACUGCAUGCAGAGGCUUUAGUCGAAGCUGUCGACGAGAUCUAUGAUGUUUUCAUAGAAGAUAUUAUUAAAAAGGGUUACCUAUUCAAACGCGGCUACCUGCUCCCAACCAUGCGGGAGUACUGGUGCGUGCUCCAGCCGUGCGCCCUCACGUACUACAAGAGCUCGUCGCAGAAGGAGCAGUGCGGGAGGGUGGUCAUCGACGAGUACUGCUCGGUGGAGGCGGCUGCUGGGGAGGGCAAAAUACAGAGGUUCCAGCUCAUCACGCCUGACAGGACCUUCGAGUUUGGCACACAGGAUCAUAAGAGUCGUCUCCAAUGGAUCUCUGCGCUCCGCCAGGCGGCCGCAGUCUCCGGCGGGGUGGAGGGCUACCAGCGGCGCGCGCGUGCGCUGCGGCGCGGGGCGGGCGCGCGCCGGGAGCGGGAGGUGCGCGAGACUCGCGCCAGGCUGCAGCAUGAGGUCAAAGCCAGGCUCGCGGCUGAGGCACAGGCGCAGGAGCUGGUAGAAUUAGCACAACAAGACAAUAAGAAAUUAGAAGAAUUAAAACACGCACAAGUUGAACUAGAGAGGUUAUUGCAAGAAGAAACGCAGGCUAAACGAGACGAAGAAAUUGUUAGAGCAUUACAAGCUAGGGUAUUGGCAGAAGAAUGGGAGAGACGAGAGGAAUUAGAAAGACUUCAAGAAGAACAAAAUAAAAUGCUUGAGGAAGAAAGAUUGAAACGUCACCAAUUUGAACUUUUGCAAGCGGAGAAGGAAUCUCAAUUUAAAGAAGCAGAAAGGCGCUUGAAAGAACUAGAAGAAGAGAAACGAAAGCUAGAUGCAGAACUGAAAGCAGCUCAAGACAAAAUCUCCAAGACUGAAAACACGGCGUAUGCCUUACAGGUGCAACUCAGAGACCUGAACCCAGUGCUUCGCAACGGCGAGCGAGCUCGACGGGCACUCUCCUUCGUGCCGACCACCAAGAGCUCCUCUGACACACUCAUCGACGUCAGAGCCAUCAGACACCUCAAGAUCCUCGAUGAUGAAGAGAAAUUAUGAAGUGAUUGAACAAUUGUGUAUUAGUAAAAGAAAUACUACAAACCAGUAAUGUCGCUCCAUCAAAUAUUAUGUCCGCAGGAUAUACGCAUUGUAUUUCCUUAUUAGAAUUUAGUUUUCAAUGUUUAUGGAUGCGUUUUAAAGAACAAACAGAAUCGCUUCAUUCACCUUGUCCUUUUUUUCGGUUGGGAACGUACUAAAACCUUCCCACACCCUUUCUUUGCCCUUCGUGUAUCGGGGCCACGGUAACCCUUUCGGACAAUCCUGUUGACCUGGUUCACCUAGCCUGAAACAGGAUUCUUCUGAUGGAGAAAUUUUAUUGGUUCUGACAAACACGUCUUUAGCUACAUAUCCCCGGUGAAAUCGCAGCUAUUUCCAACUGCUCCAAAAACCGACCAGUCUUGAUGAUUAUCUAAGUUUGUGAAUGUUAUAAUCAUUUAUGCAUUUGGUAGCCAAUUUAUUUAUAAACGUACUACAUAAUUGGUGUUUAUAAGAAAUUUAUGUAAUCUUAAACCAUGGAUCUUUAUAUUAUACAAAGUAAAUUAUGCCAAGUCCAAGCCCUCAAAUUUACAUUUUAUUUGGACACAUCUGAAAAAUGUAUCGAAGCUUCUUUCUAGAAAUAUGGAAAUAAAAUACAUAUUUUGCUUCACAA
Molecule: messenger RNA, 2569 nt
Organism: Trichoplusia ni (cabbage looper)
Lineage: Eukaryota; Metazoa; Arthropoda; Insecta; Lepidoptera; Noctuidae
Product: differentially expressed in FDCP 6-like
Exons: 10
Coding region: 307-1920 (537 amino acids)
Cellular component (GO): nucleus; cytoplasm
Source: RefSeq, a predicted model, not a curated record